This is a messenger RNA of Solanum lycopersicum (tomato), 7435 nucleotides long. Its product is annotated as homeobox protein LUMINIDEPENDENS-like. Lineage: Eukaryota; Viridiplantae; Streptophyta; Magnoliopsida; Solanales; Solanaceae. Gene Ontology annotation, cellular component: nucleus. Gene Ontology annotation, molecular function: DNA binding. Gene Ontology annotation, biological process: vegetative to reproductive phase transition of meristem. The record is from RefSeq and is a predicted model, not a curated record.
UAUUUAUAAACUAUUCUUUUAGAAAAUGUAAAACAGUUAAUAAUGUUAUUAUGGGAAAAAAGUUUCAACAGUUCUCUUGAACUUUGAGACAUUUAGUUAUUUUGGAUCAUGAAAAAAGUCUCAAUAAUUCACUUAAUAUGAACUAGAGGGGGCUAUAUUUAACUAGUAGCAAAAUUGUUUUUGUUGAUCUUUCUCCAUUAGUUUUGAUUUAUACAAUUGAUAGUUUUAUAAUUUUAAGUUUCCAUAUAAAAAAGAAGUUUCGUAUAAUUUAGUAAUUUUAUGAUAUGUAUUUUAUUUUUUUAAUUUCGGUGCACCUACUCAUCCGUAAAAACAAAUAUUUGUGCAUCCACACUGCUAAUUUUUUUUAUCAACUCUUAUAUAGUUUAAACACCCUUAGCGAAAUUUUUGGCUCCGCCAUUGGUUGACGUGCUUUUCCAUAUUGACAUCCAACACAUAUAGUGUCUCCUAUAAUCUCAACUUUGGGAAGGCCUUUUAAUUUUGACUGAUGCAUCAUGAUUUUUAGUUUGUUGUAGCUCAUGUGCCCAAGACGUCCAUGCCAUAGAUUAGCUAUACUUCAGAUUUUCUCAACAUAAGCUGUCUCAGCUUGCAUGAUGUAGAUUGACUCUAAUCCUCUUCCUUCCAUGAUUGCUGUGCUUGUAACUUUUAAGUUUUAGUACACUUUUAUGUCAUUUGGCCCAAAGAAAUAAUUACCAGAAUUUGUUAGUUGCGAUACAGAUAAUAAAUUCUUCUUCAAACAUGUAAUAUGGUAGAUAUUUUGAAGUUUCACUUGUCUCGAGCUAUGAUGAGACACAAACACUGUCUUGCCAAUAUGAUUUAUUGACAUUUUUGAAUUAUUUGCAGAUACCACUACUCGACUGUCUUUAUAUUCACUCAUGUUAAUGAGCUUUUUCUCAUCACCAGUCAUGUGAUUGGAUUAUUCUAAAUCAACGAUCCAAUCAUGUUCAUAAUCGACCAAUUUCUCAUUUACAGUUGCAAGUGCAAUCUCCUUUUCUUUGUUAGGGUGACAUAUGACAAGAUCCUCUUGUUGAUUAGUUUCUUCACACAUAAGAGGUCUUGAAAUCCUAAACUUCUUUAUCUUUCUUGUUUUGAGUAGAAGUAUCUACGUUACCUUUAGGUUUUUUGUACCAACAAUCUCUAGCAUACUGUCCUUUCUUUCCACAAUUGUAGCAUUUCUCCAUUUUUCGGUUGUUGAAGCCUUUCGCCUACUUGUUUUGUCGUUGAGUUCUUUGAUGUUGAUUUUUUCUCUCCCUGCCUGUGAACUUCUCUUUGCUUCUCUUUUUUGAUAGUCUUGCCUUUUGUUGAAUAGCGCCUUAUCUUCGUCUUUUAUAGUGAAACUUGAUAAUGACUUCUCCGAACCUUCUUCAUUUGCCAACACAUUUUCCAACUCAGAUAAAGUUUGGUUCUGUGGCCUAUUUGUGUGGGACUUUAAUUAUACCAUUCUAUUUCGGCCUUAAACCAUGAACAAUGAUUUCCUCAUUCUUGUCUCUGAUUUUACCUUUGAGAAGUAUAGCCUGAUCGUCGUAUUCCAUUGAGAGAUCGACAAAAGCUCAUUUUCAAGUCUUUGUAAUGUCGCAUCAUUCUUCUUUGUGAAAAUCAUUGUCAACGUUUCCCAAUCUUCUUGUGGUGUCUUGUCAUUCUUAAUAUGUUGUAGGAACUCAUCCUCGGUGGUUACAGUGAGAGCAUACAUGACCUUUCCUGCUUUGACUUUCUACCUUUUUGUUGCUUCAACAUUUGUUGAUGCUGUGGUGUUUGAACCACUGAAAGUAAUAUUGCAUUCUCGUGCUUCAUGAUUCAUUGCGUUGAACUUCUCAAUGCUAUUGAGAGUGCUUGCGAACUCUGCCAUUGAUAAGUGUCUCGCGACUUGUAGCUUCUGGCAAUAGCUUGUACGAUUUCUUUACUACCUUGCUCUUAUCCAUCAGACUCUGAUAUCACUUGUUGAAUAUUGUUUGAGACGACGGGCACUAUUGACUUCUCACAACUUGAAUUUUAUUAUAUCUAAGUAAGGAUCCGCUUCAGUCUUACAAUGGUGAUCACACUUGUUGCUUGCUUCAACAACACUCUUUACUUAGCAUACAUUUGUUUGCUCUCUUGCUUUCUUACUUACUUGGCUACUUGGUUUGUUACUUACUUGGUUACAACUCAAAUGGAACACCUCUAUGUAUUGGAGGUGAUGGAAGAGUCUAUAGAGAUACAUACUCCAGAAUAUUUCUAGCUAUCUUUUUCUAGAAUUACCUUUUGUAGAACAUUUUUAGACUAUUCUCUCUAGAAUACUCAUUCUAGAUCUUUCUUCAAUUCUCAACAACUCCAGAAUAUUCUAGAUUUUCUUGAUUUAUCUUAAGUAGUUAAGUUGGUGAUGACUUCUUGACAAUGGUAAUGAUCUUUAUACUCAAAUUUGACCUAAUUAUGCAUCUUUUCUUUUAGUGAAUGAGUUUUCACCAUUGAUUUGUGUAAUUGUAUCAUUGAGAACUAAUCAAAAUGUGUCUACUGGUUUUACUUUAAGCGUGAAAUACUAAUAUUUACUGUCAAGUGUUGCUAUUAAUUUUGUCUAGAAUAGUUUAUGAUUUUUAUAUUCGCAAUAUCAUUUUUUUAUUAAUAAAGUACAUUUAUCUAUGUAAUGUCUAACAACAUAUCCAGUGUAGUCGCACAAGUGGGGUCAGGGUAGGGUAGGAUGUACGCCACCUUACUUGUAUCUUUGCGGGGUAGAGAGUUUUUUCUCAAUACAUCCUCGGCUCAAACGAGAAGGUAAUCAAAACAAGAUUGCAAGGAAAUAUGACAACAAAAAUAUCAGGAUAGAAAGAAAGCAAAUGAAGCAAUAGAUUGUACAACACCUUGGAGCAUAGAAUACUACGUGAUUACUAGAUACUACUUCUAUUAAGGCUAUUUGGGGGGGGGGGGGCUAGCGCUUGUCUCUCCCAUCUAAAUAUAAGGGACAACACUUGGCUACAUACGAACAUUGUAACCUAAUCCUCGACUUCCACACCUUUCUAUUUAUACCUUAAGUAAUUUAUGUCUAAUCACCUCCCGCAUCCAAGUUUUUCUUCAUCCUACCUCUACCUCUUUUCUUCGUUCUAUUUCUCAAUUUGCCCGCCCCCUUGUCAGCAUCUUUUUCAUCUUCGGACGUCACAUCCCUCUUUUGCCUUUUCAUCAAAUAGUUGCGGGACAAGUCAAUCCUUCGCUGCUGCUGCUUCUUCCCCAUUUAUACAGCUGCCGUGCAAAACUCUAGAAUUAAUCCGGUCUGUUGAAUCUGAUGCGUGUUCGAUCUGUUGCGGGGAAGAGUUUGCAAAAAAAUCUACUGAAUAGACAGAGAAGCCCGAGCCCUAUUCUGGUGCUUCGAAGUCUGUUGGAAUUUUCGAUUGGUGGAGUCUAAUAUGGAAAAUCAGUUACAGCUAGCCUUGACCAGUCCUACGCCGCCGUUGUCGAGCUUGUUGGACUCGCAGAAGGAACUCCUCAAUAGCCAGAUACAUCAACUCCAAAACAUUGUUGUACAACAAUGUAACCUAACUGGCAUCAAUCCCCUCUCUCAAGAGAUGGCUGCUGGAGCUCUUUCAAUAAAAAUUGGUAAAAGGCCAAGGGAUCUCCUAAACCCCAAGGCAAUCAAGUAUAUGCAAUCUGUUUUCUCUGUCAAAGAUGCAAUCAGCAAGAAGGAAGCACAUGAAAUUAGUGCUCUUUUUGGUGUCACAGUCACACAGGUUCGGGACUUCUUUACAGCUCAGCGCACAAGAGUAAGAAAGUUCCUGAGGUUGUCUAGAGAGAAGCCUAUCACAACCAAUUUAUCUAUUGAAGGCCCGAUCCCAUUGAGUUCUGAUCCUAGUUCACAAACAGAACCAGUUCCCCUAGACAGUGUGGUUCCAAUCUCUACAGAGGAUGGAAAAUCUUGUUCGACACAAGAUGAGGUCCUAACUGCCAUGGAUGAGAGGGAUAGACAUUUUGUUGAUAAUAUUCUUACUUUAAUGUGCAAGGAAGAAACCUUUUCUGGGAGGGUUAAGCUGAUGGACUGGAUCUUGGAAGUACAAAACCCCUCUGUGCUAUAUUGGUUUUUAACUAAAGGGGGUGUCAUGAUCUUAUCUGCAUGGUUGAGUGAAGCAGCUGGAGAAGAGCAAACCAGCGUUCUUCAUCUCAUCCUGAAGGUACUCUGCCAUCUUCCUUUACACAAAGCAUUUCCUGGACAUAUGUCUGCUAUACUGCAGAAUGUUAACAGCCUGCGAUUCUAUCGGACUCCAGAUAUCUCAGACAGGGCAAGAGUUUUGCUUGAAAGAUGGAGCAACAUAUUUGCAAAGAGCCAGGCUAUGACGAAACAUAAUGGGGUUAAAUCUGCUAGUGAUAUGCAUGAUGAAAUGUUAUUGCAGCAGAGCAUUAGCGAAGUUGUGGGCGACGAAAUAUGGAACUCAAAAAUUGAGGACGUUGAAGAAGCUCAUGCAAACCUCUGUGGGACUUCAGAGAAUUCAAGGAAGUUGGAUUCUCCACAGCCAGUUAAAUUGUUUAUGGCAUCUUCAGAUGAUUCUAACAAGAGGCUUAAAGGAGCUUCGGUGACUAAAUCUCGAGAGCGCAGAAAAGUUCAGCUAAUGGAACAACCAAGCGAAAGAACAAUAGCAAGGAGCCUAGGAAGACCAGCAGCACCUGCAACUCAAGGCCGCCCACUCUCAGCUGAUGAUAUCCAAAAAGCAAAAAUGCGUGAACAGUUUUUGAAGAGUAAAUAUGGGAAAACUAAUAAUGAUGACAGUUCUUGGGUGAAGCCUCAAGCUCCAAAUGAAAUUACCUCUUCACCAAAUGGUAUCUUGCUUGGAGCUCCAAAAUUGCAAGAUCGGCCUAAAGUUGAGGAAUGUGAGAAGCUCAAUAGUGUUGCCUCUCAAGGGUCCAGUCAGCUUGAAAAUCAUCUCAAGUUGAGUCUUGACGUAGAGGAACCUCCAUGGAAAAGGUGCAAGAAAAUGCAGAUCCCAUGGAAGAAACCACCAGGGUUGCAGCUCCGAUAUGCAUCGAGGGUUUGUGCAGGGGGUGAGAGUAAAGAAGUCGACGUUCAGAAUAAGAGAGUCCGUCGAGAGACGGAAGCCAUUUACAGGACAGUCCAGGAAAUCCCAUUGAACCCCAAGGAACCUUGGGAUCCUGAAAUGGAGCCUGAUGACACAUUAACCACUGAAGUCCCGCUUGAGCAAUUACCAGAUGAGGAACGUGCUGAAACAGGUGUUUUGCCGCAGGAGGACAGAGAAACUGAAACUGCUGUAUUGGCUAGUACGUCAAAUUGCAUUGCAACUACAGCAAAACCUGAUUUAGAGUUGCUUGCUACACUGUCAAAUGGCAUUGCAACUACAGCAAAACCUGAUUUAGAGUUGCUUAAUAUACUGCUAAAACAUCCAGGGCUGGUUUAUGCUUUGACGUCUGGCCAAGGUGGAAACUUGCUCAGUGAGCAAAUUGUAAAGCUGCUUGAUUCGAUCAAAGCCAACGAGAGGAAUUUACUGAGCAUUCAAACAAAUUUAGCCAGAGGCGCUGGGAAGAAAGUUGAAGUUUCUCUUCCAUCCCUCACUCCUUCCAGUGAUCCUGGAACGAGUGGAUUGUCAAUGCAGAACUCUGUUAAAAAUCCUUUCUCACAGAGAAGUUCAAUGGUGGUUCCAGAAGCAAAUGAUGUGCCCCAACACGCGGCGUUGGUCCAUUCACAGGAAACUCAUCAAGUUAGCAGUUUGUUGCAUCAGCAGACGCCCCUUGUGCAACAAUUGGCCCAACAGUUGGCACUGCUUCAAGCAGCUGCAGCGUCUUAUGGUGUGUCCCAACACGCCGUGUUGGUCCAUUCACAGGAAAUUCAUCAGGCUAGCAGUUUGGUGCAUCAACAGACGCCCCUUGUGCCACAAUUGGCCCGACAAUCUGCACUGCUUCAGGAAGCUGCAGGGUCUUAUGGUGUGCCCCAACAUGUCCCUUUGGUCCAUUCACAGGAAAUUCAUCAAGCUAGCAGUUUUGUGCAUCAGCAGAUGCCCCUUGCACCACAAUUGUCCCAACAGUCUGCACCGCUUCAGGAAGCUGCAGGGUCUUAUGGUGUGCCCCAGCGCGCCCCGAUGGACCAUUCACAGGAAAUUCAUCAAGCUAGCAGUUUGGUGCAUCAGCAGACGCCCCUUGUGCCACAAUUGGCACUGCCUCAAGCAGCUGCAGGGUCUUAUGGUGUGCGCCAACACGGCCCGUUGGUCCAUUCACAGGACAUUCAUCAAGCUAGCAGUUUUGUGCAUCGGCAGAUGCCCCUUGCACCACAAUUAGCCCAACAGUCUGCACUGCUUCAGGAAGCUGCAGGGUCUUAUGGAAAUGAUCAUCGACCAUCUCUGCUAAAUCCUCGUAUAAACCAGACGGUCCUUGCAAAUCUUAUGCAUUCACAAUCAUCUGCCGCCUCAGAACCAGCAGUAAAUAGAAAUAAUUACUUUUUCUCUGGAUCGACGGAAUACAAUCAACAGAGUGCCACUGCAGCAAGAAUCCAAGGUGUAACAUAUGGUAAUAUUCGAUCUUCGCAAAUGCCUAUAGCUAAUGUACAACAAAGAACUAUUAGCCUACAUGCACCUCAGAUGUCACUAGAAAGGCCACAACUACAAACACAGAGGCAACCUGGAUAUGCACCUGAACAUAUAUGGGGGACUAUACCGGGAUCUGCUUUAAGUCGGGUUCAUCAAGAAAAUGCCAUUCCUAAUCGUUACAAUCCACAUGUUGCCGGGCAUGUAGAACCAGGAUUACAACAGGCUGCGUGGAGAGGAAACAACAACUAUGCCGAGGGAGCUGGGUUUGAAUCUUGGAGGCCUGAUAAUAGACCUGUCAGGCGUCAGGAACAGGUAGCAAGAUGGAACUAUGCAGAACCUCAGAUGAAUAUGAGAGACUGCUACAGAUCUGAUUGGUCUGCAUCGAGUAAUCCUUGGCAUUAUUCUGGUUAUCGUGGUCAUGCUGAUGGUGUGAAUGAGAGGCAGGGUGACGGACCUGAUUGGUCUACAUCGCGUAAUCCUGAGCAUUAUUCUGGUUAUCGUGGUCGUGCUGAUGGUGUGAAUGAGAGGCGGGGUGACAGGAGGAGGAGCUAACCAUCAAACGCCAGGCCAUUUGAUUCUUUUGACUAGAGAGUCGUUAGUGUUUUCAUCAGAGUAGAACGUUCUAGGAGGGGGUUGCAUUUUGCACAUGAAAUGGUUGUAAACUUGUAUUGUCAGCUUGUCACAUUACUUUAUUUUGUUCCUGAAUUGAUACCUGUCAACAUCAAAUUAGAUGAUUGGGAACUUGGGAUCAUGCCAAGAAUCUUUUAGAAAAAAAAAAAAGAUUUUUAUCCUAGUCAAGGGCAUACUAUGUCUUGAUUGAGUCCCUACUUUGAAAUGCUGUGUAUCUUUCAUUAGAAUUGAGGUGUUGUUUGAUUGGGAAUAAGUUAUUUUGAGAUCAAUUAUCUCAGGAUAAGUUAUUUUGGGAUAAA